GUUUGGGGGCCAUUCUGAAUACUGUAAUGAAUUUUUAGAGAUAAAGUUUGCGAAAUCGGGAAAUUUAAAAAAAUCUUUAAAAAUUCAUUAAGGUCCCAAGGAGUGUUUUUUGUUCUCAGGCAAAUUUGUUUGUCAUCGAAGACAACAAUAAAAAUGUCUCAAGAAAUCCGGGAGCAGGUCUUGAACCUCAUGAAACAGAAGGACAAAAUCGAGGACGAAAUCAAGCAAUUGACUGAAAUCCUGACUGUGAACGGGGUGGGCAUGAGUGACCCUUUGGUGGACGCUGAGGACUUCCCCCUCAAUUCCGUGGACGUGUACCAAGUCCGACACGCCAGGCAGCGCAUCAUCUGUUUGCAAAACGACCACAAAAACAUAAUGAAACAAAUUGAGAACGGCUUACAGGGCUAUUACUCCAGCUCUGGCAGCAACCAAUCGAACGGCCUGCAAGACAUUGAAAUGAGAAGCGACCACAACAGUGUCACACAUGAGACCCCCUUUGCCAAAGUCACGAUGGUGUCCCCAAACUCGCCUGCAGAAAUGGCGGGCUUGCAUGCAGAUGACUUUAUUGUCGAAUUUGGGUCAAUAAAUUCGAGCAAUUUCAAGAACCUAUCAGACGUAGCGACAGUGGUGCAGCAUUCAGAAGACAAUCAAAUACCAGUGAAGGUGAAACGUGGCCAAAGAAUUGUUCCCACGGUUUUGGUGCCAAAGAAAUGGCAAGGGAGGGGGCUUUUAGGCUGUAAUAUUGACGUACUAAAAUAAAAUUUAAAAAAAAAAACGA
Messenger RNA from Tribolium castaneum (red flour beetle), 778 nucleotides. RefSeq lists its product as uncharacterized. The transcript has 4 exons. Gene Ontology annotation, cellular component: nucleus; cytoplasm. NCBI's taxonomy places the organism in Eukaryota, Metazoa, Arthropoda, Insecta, Coleoptera, Tenebrionidae. The record is from RefSeq and is a predicted model, not a curated record. Bases 154 to 759 code for a protein of 201 amino acids. Gene Ontology annotation, molecular function: protein binding. Gene Ontology annotation, biological process: proteasome regulatory particle assembly.